This is a messenger RNA of Sclerotinia sclerotiorum 1980 UF-70, 1593 nucleotides long. RefSeq lists its product as hypothetical. Gene Ontology annotation, cellular component: endoplasmic reticulum membrane. The transcript has 4 exons. The coding region runs from base 1 to 1593 and encodes 530 amino acids. The record is from RefSeq and is a predicted model, not a curated record. NCBI's taxonomy places the organism in Eukaryota, Fungi, Ascomycota, Leotiomycetes, Helotiales, Sclerotiniaceae. Gene Ontology annotation, molecular function: alpha-1,2-mannosyltransferase activity. Gene Ontology annotation, biological process: protein N-linked glycosylation.
AUGGCUCCUCCGCAGCCAGUAAAUUCGAGUUCAGCUCGAGGAGGCGGAGGCUCUACAGCUUCGCAUUCCAAAAAGAAAAAACCUGCCACUCCAUUCGCUGUCAAACCAAUCAGCGCAUUUUACGUCUUCCUAGGAGCAAACAUUCUGGCAGCUCUAUAUGCUCCUAUACAAGAUUGCGAUGAGACCUUUAACUACUGGGAACCUACACAUUAUCUCAGUCAUGGCUAUGGAUUACAGACAUGGGAAUAUUCUCCAGAAUAUGCAAUUCGAAGUUGGUUGUACAUCACUCUUCAUGCCUUGUUGGGGAAUUUUAGAAGACUACUCCCAUUUCCGACGAAGCUUGGCGAAUUCUAUUUCAUCCGAUAUGGUCUCGCAUUUAUCUGCGCUCUGUGCCAGACUCAAAUGUUUCGAGUUAUCAACGGCACUUUGAAUCCGCGAGUGGCCAUGUUCUUCUUGAUGGCAAACAUAUUUACUCCGGGUUUCUUCCAUGCUUCUGCCUCUUUCUUGCCUUCGAGCUUCGCCAUGUACACAACUAUGCUUGGAAUGGCUGCUUUCAUGAACUGGAGAGGCGGCCUGAAGACUGCGCAGGGCAUCUUUUGGUUUGCAGUCGGAGGCAUUCUCGGUUGGCCAUUCUCUAUGGCCUUAUCUGCCCCUUUCUUGAUUGAAGAGGUUGUUUUUGCUAGUUUAAGCGAUAAGGACGCGAUCAUCGACACCGUGAUGCGAUUUCUUAGAGGAGUCGUUGGAGCACUUCUUGUUCUGUUCUUCGAAUUCCUUGUUUCUGGCUUUUUCUACAGACAACUAGUGGUUGUCCCUCUGAAUAUUGUUCUUUACAACAUCUUCAGUGGUGAGGGAAGAGGCCCUGAGAUAUAUGGUACCGAACCAUGGCAUUUUUAUAUCCGUAAUCUACUCCUCAAUUUCAAUAUUUGGUUUGUGCUUGCAAUUUCAGCCUUCCCUCUUUUCAUACUUCAAAAGCUAUUUGGGUCGCGAGAAGGCGGUACCACAACAGCUCUUCGCAGCAUUGUCUUUGUGGCCCCAUUUUACAUAUGGCUUGCGAUUUUUAGCUUUCAACCACACAAGGAAGAGCGUUUUAUGUACCCAGCGUACCCAUGCCUUGCACUUAAUGCGGCCAUGUCACUCCACAUUCUCCUGGCUGCGUUUGGUCGUUCGGAUCCUAAAACCUUGAUUGGUAAGAUUCCAGCCAAAUUGAAGCUAUUGUUUGUGAGCUUCUUUGUCAUCGGAUCCGUGGACGUCGGCCUAGCAAGGAUUUAUGGGAUCUAUACAGCAUACUCGGCGCCCUUGAAGAUAUAUAGUCCUCUCCAGAAUGGUACCCUUGGGUCACGAGGAGACUCCGUCUGCUUUGGUAAAGAAUGGUACAGAUUCCCCAGCUCUUAUCAUUUACCAAAUGAUAUGAAAGCAAAAUUUGUAAAGAGCGAAUUCGAUGGACUGCUCCCCGGCGACUUCUCUGAAGCUAGUGAGGGAUUUGGGAUCUGGUCAACAUGGCUCAUCCCCUCAGGUAUGAAUGACCAAAACAUUGAAGACAUGGGCAAAUAUGUAAGCAAAUCUCGCCUCAUCGUAUUUUCGGCGGUGAUCUAA